AAAAACAUAUCUGGCAUCUUUCUGAAGAUAAUUAACUGAAAAUGGGUGAUAAUACUUCAAAUGAGGACUGUCUUGGAUGGGCAGCAAGAGAUUCUUCUGGUUUACUCUCUCCUUUCAAAUUCAGCCGCAGGAGUAUAAACACUGAUGAUGUUUCUCUCGAUAUUACCCAUUGUGGAGUUUGUUAUGCCGAUGUUAUCUGGACAAGGAACAAACUUGGAUUCACAAAAUAUCCAAUUGUUCCUGGACAUGAGAUUGUGGGUAUUGUAAGGGAGAUUGGUUCGAGUGUGGAACGUUUCAAAGUUGGGGAAAGAGUUGCGGUUGGAACUUAUGUUGAUUCAUGUAGAGAAUGUGAUUAUUGUAAUGAUGGUUUAGAAGUUUAUUGCUCUAAAGGUACAACUCUUACAUUUGAUGGGAUUGAUAGAGAUGGUUCUGUUACUAAGGGAGGAUAUUCAACUUACAUUGUUGUUCACGAAAGAUAUUGCUUCAAAAUACCCGAGAAUUAUCCAUCGCAUCUAGCCGCUCCAUUGCUUUGUGCUGGAAUAACAGUAUACUCUCCAAUGAUUCGACAUAAAAUGAACCAACCUGGAAAGACCCUUGGCGUAAUUGGCCUUGGAGGAUUGGGACACUUGGCAGUGAAGUUUGGAAAGGCCUUUGGAUUGAAUGUAACCGUUUUAAGCACAAGUAUAUCCAAGAAAGAAGAAUCCUUGAAUCUUCUAGGAGCAGACAAAUUCGUAGUUUCAUCCGAUGAAGAGCAAAUGAAUGCAACUGCUAAUUCGCUUGAUUUUCUGAUCAAUACUGCUUCGGGUGAUAUACCAUUCGACCAAUACCUAUCGUUGCUGAAAACAGCUGGUGUUCUUGUUCUUGUUGGGUUUCCUAGUGAAGUGAAAUUUCAUCCAGGAAGUCUAAAUAUGGGUAUGAAGACAAUAUCUGGAAGUAUAACAGGAGGAACAAAAGAAACUCAGGAAAUGUUGGAGUUUUGUGCAACUAAUAAGAUUUAUCCAGAGACUGAAAUUGUUCCUAUUCAGUAUUCAAAUGAAGCUAUUGAAAGGAUGAUAAAUAAGGAUGUUAAGUACAGGUUUGUCAUUGAUAUCGCCAAUUCUCUCAAGUAGAUUUGGGAAAAAGAUGUAAAAGAUGAUUUAAUAUUUUGAAAUGUACAAGGAAUAAAGUGAGAAUUUUCUUACUUUUCUUUGUUUAUGGUUUGAAUAAUUUGUUGAAAUAUGUACUAAGUUAUUCUCAUAUUUGUAAUGAAAUACUCUUUUUCUUUAU
Molecule: messenger RNA, 1266 nt
Organism: Impatiens glandulifera
Lineage: Eukaryota; Viridiplantae; Streptophyta; Magnoliopsida; Ericales; Balsaminaceae
Product: probable cinnamyl alcohol dehydrogenase 1
Exons: 7
Coding region: 42-1109 (355 amino acids)
Molecular function (GO): oxidoreductase activity, acting on the CH-OH group of donors, NAD or NADP as acceptor; zinc ion binding
Source: RefSeq, a predicted model, not a curated record